UUCUGAUCAGAUUGUUGAUUCAAGGGAGAGAAUCCACUGACAUUUGAUGUCUCUUCGGGGCGUUGACGUGAUUGUAAUUUCAAGGUUUAGAAAAUGGACAGUGGAAAUGGAACUUCUGAUACUAAUGGUAACAAAUGCACUCCCUCAACUGUCCAACAGCCUGGUGAAGUUAUACGCCCGGUGGUCUUGGAGGGAAUGGUCAAAGACAUUAUCCACAAAAUGUAUGGACUGACAGUGACAGUUGUAAAGGAGCUCCCUAGCUAUGAUGACAGAAACUACUAUGUGAGGGUUGAGGACCAGCAUUCUAAUCCAUUCAUCCAACAGCUGCAGCCAGGGGGUUACCUCCUAAAAGUCAUUAACAGCAAAGAUUCAAUGAAUCCUCAAGGCCUGGAAGCACAACAUGCAUUCAUGAAAUGUCUGUUAAAGAAUAGCAUUCAAACCCAGAUGAUAAUACCAAAUAUAAAUGGAGAGGAACAGUCACUGGAGAUCAUGUCUUCCCAAACAAAUGUACAAGGUGAACUCCCCAAACAUCUGAUUGAUCUUCGUACAUUUGUACCUGGGCAAAUAAUUCAGAAGGUUCCCUACACCCAUCAGUUAUUAAUACAAGAUGGAGUUCUUAUGGCAAGGAUGGCAUGUGCUUUGAAGGAAUUUGACCACAGCUUCUACAGAGAUCGCGACAUACUUUGGUCUGUCACCAAUGUUCCACUGUUGACAAGGUACACCUUCAGUCUUCAACAUGAUGAUGAAAGAGACAUCAUAGAAGAUAUUGUGUCUGCCUUCAACACAGACGUAGUCAGCAAAUACCAGCAUCUACCAAAGGGUUACAUCCACGGAGAUCCAAAUGAACAAAACAUCCUUGUGUCUAAAGUGCCUGGAGGUGAGGACAAUGAGAUCAGUGGCAUCUUGGACUUCUCUGAUGUUGCAAACAGUUACUUAGUACUGGAUCUGGCAAUAAAUAUUGCAUACCUCAUGAUAGACUCUGAAGUCGCUGACCAGCUUGAUACUCCAGGAUAUAUUUUAGCUGGCUAUGAGAGCAUUCGACAGCUCACUCCUGUUGAAUGGGAUGUCAUUUUUGUAUGUAUCGCAGGAAGACUGGCACAGUCUCUCACUUUAGGAGCUCAUGCUAACUUUUUGGAACCCGAAAACACUUAUGUCUUGACCACUUCAAAGAAAGGAUGGCCUCUUUUGCGAAAGUUUUGGUCACAACCAAGGGACAGCAUACUCUCAAGAUGGAAAAAGAUUAUUGCUUCUUGCAGACUCAUUGACUAAGUCUGUGUUUCAAAUAGUCGGAGAUGUCCAGGCCAUGUACCAUAGACAUCUGUGGGCUAGGUAGUUGUAGAAACGUUUCAGGGAAUAGUGUGGGAAGGGAGUGUUUGUAAAUAAUACUUACUAUGCAGAACUAACCAUAAACUGAUUUAGGUGUGUAAAGUCUUAUAAACAAAAUUUUGUUCCCCAAACGUGUUUGAAUGAGGAUCUGUAUACUGUACCCGCUAUAUCUUUCAUAAAUGUUAUACAACUCUUCCCAUUUUGUCAAGGCACUAUAACAUUAUAUUGUUCAUGUGGUCUGAACGUUCACUAAGUCACAAAUCAUCUCUCAUUGUCUCUAGGUAUUGGCUUCCAUAAGCUUUUAACAAUUCCUCUUUUUCUCCUGAAGGACUUUUAGUGGUUAUUACUGUAAGGAAUUGUUCAUUGCAUCAACAUAAGUUGACAUCAAUAAUUUCUCACCUUUAUAUGUAGCAUACAUCUUGUGUUCAGUGCUUAGUUCUGGCAACAGUGUAGUGUCAUCAAACCGACAAUCUACUGGAUACUUUAGAAUAACUUGUGUAAACAUAACUGCUGCAGGACGUAUUCACUGUUCCCAGUUAUUCUAUGCCGUAUAUAUGUUUAUAUUGUCAUGGUGAAAAUUAGUAAUUCUGUAUCAGUGAGGAUGGAUUAAGGGAUUUAAGUCUGUCAUAUUCAUGGACCCACAGUAAUUAAUUGGAAACUAAUUAUAGACAAGCAGCUAUUAUCUUUGCUAAAAUCAACCUUCCAUUGUUUAUAUUGCAAUUUCAAGUUUAGUACCCGACCCCCGGUAAUCAUUCUGUAUGUCAAACAUGAUGUUCAGACAUUAUGCUACAUAAUUAGGUUAGGCACUGCAUAAUAUUAUCAGUUUACUGUAUUUUUCACGGAUAGGCCAGACGAAUUUUAUUUCUUGUUUUAUGGAUUUUGUCCUCAGAAAACCUAAAGGCAGGAGGGAAAAAACAAUAAAAUAAAAUCACCAGUCA
This is a messenger RNA of Haliotis rubra (blacklip abalone), 2264 nucleotides long. RefSeq names its product hydroxylysine kinase-like. Bases 94 to 1269 code for a protein of 391 amino acids. The transcript has 6 exons. Gene Ontology annotation, molecular function: amino acid kinase activity. Lineage: Eukaryota; Metazoa; Mollusca; Gastropoda; Lepetellida; Haliotidae. The record is from RefSeq and is a predicted model, not a curated record.